UUCAAUGAAUAACAAUCAACCAUUUUCAUUUUACUCUCAAUUAUAAUUAACCCAAAGUUCAAUCGUAAAUGUGAUGAAUUAUCUCUCCCACCAUAAUGAACACGAUUAUUUACCCGAUUCAGCUUCGUUCCCCUCACCUCACCUUCAUCUCCAUCGCACCGACAUUAGCACCAAAUGAAACAUUCUCACUCUCAUCAGUGUUUUUUACCUCAAUCGACUCUCUCAGUUUCUUUUUCCCAUUUUCUUUUUCUUCAUCUUCCUUUGUCUCUUCCUCUCCCGCUUUUUGUCCAAUGAAUUUUUCCUCCUCUGUAAUCCACUGAUUCGCACCGGUGUCAAGCCUUACCUUUCAUCUUGAUAAACUUGAGAUCUCCGUUCAACCCCAACAAAGGCGAGUCCAAACGCUCCGAUCCUGAACAAUCGGUAACAAGAAGCCGAACUCCCCACCCCCUUGACGAGCGGCAGAUGCUCCAGAAGCAACUGUGAGGUGUCUCCCUGGAAUCGCUUCGGUAACGGAGAGUCACUAGUUCUGUUUAUAUUCAGACUAUCGGUGCGCCGCGUAGUGAUUCAAAUACUCUCUCUCUUUCUCUUUCUUCACUCACUCAUCUCUCCCUCCUUCUCACUCUCUCUCUCUCUCUCUACAUCUGUCUGUCUCUCUGUCUGUUACGCAUUCUGUUUUUGUUGUUUUUGUCAUCAUUCACUUUUUUGCUUUCAAGAAAAACCAAUUAUUCAUCGAUUUGGUUCAUUAAUUAACCAUGUCUUCAAUCGUCCACCGUAGUCGAAACAUUCGCAGUGGUAGAUCUGUCAGAGCCAGAAAAGAAGUGCUGGACAAAGAUGUUUCCCUUGAUUGGUCCAAAGGGCCAAGAGAAAAUUUAAAAACAAUAUUAUCUUCUAUCUGUUUGAAAACCGGCAUCACCAAUGGCCAAAGGCUUAGUUAUCUUAAUUUUUUUACCAAAUUUUGUAGCAAAGUUAAUGUCAUCAACUCAGAGACUGUCGGAUUUUCAGUUGAAGAGAUAUUAUGUUGCCUUAGAGUUACAUUGUUCAUGGAAUCAGCGGAAGUGAGAGCCGCCGGAUUAAGAGCCAUGAGGUAUCUUUUAACUAACCAAGAAUCGGUUGACGCUUUGUACAAAAUUAAUUUACAUCUUCUCAUAACCCGAUCAUUGGACAUUGAAUUAAAUAAUCUACCAGAAAGGAUACAAUGCCUUCGAUUGAUUCGUAAAUUGUUAGCCGUUAAACCUGAAUCAUUACCAGCGGCAAUUGUUAGAAGUGUUAUCGCCAUUGCUCGGGACAGUUUCAUUGGACCGGAAAAAGAUCCGAUGGGUCGAGCGUGUAUGGGAUGUUUAGCUGAAAUGACACUUUUAAAUCCAUCGGUUUGCUGUCAAUCAGGUGGAAUAACUGCUCUAAUUGAUUGUAUUCUAAUGACCAAUCAAUCUCUUCAUAUUAGUGAAGCUUUAAUCAGCUGUUUACUUUUUCUCCUCAAUGAUCCAAAUUUAAGAUGUUACCUUCGUAAAGAUAUUGAUCUUAGACAAUUUGUCGCUCCGUUUACCGAUUGUCAUUACUCAUUACCCUUAUUGGCUUUAAAUACUCAACGUCGAGAUGAUAUUAGUGAAACAAGUGAACAACGUGAGACCCGAUUAACCGCUGCCAAAACGGCUCUUCUCUCAAUCUUACGAUCUUGGCCUGGAAUGGUUUAUAUUUGUAAACUUAAAGAAAAUUCCGAGAAAUCAUCAUUUAACAGUUUAUGCUCAUUAAUCGAGAUGCUUCAUCUUCCCUAUCGAGAUAUUCGUAAACACAUAAUUGAAUUGGUCUUUGAACUAUUUUAUCUAACCAUUCCUACCUGGACAACUGAUUUUACCGCAGCUCUUGACUCUUGUAAUCCAUCAAUCAUUCAAGACAAUUGGCAUCUUUAUGAUGGUUUCAUUGCCGCUGAAGGACGUUACCUUUUACCCCAUAUUUCAAAACAACGAGCCAAUCUAGUGGACAAUUACCUUUCCCUACUUUUAUAUACCUUUCUUACAAAUGGUCUUCUGGAUGGUCUAGUCGAUGUGAUCAUUGUCCCAAGUGAUACAGAAAAUUCAGUUCGAGCAAUCAUAUUAGUCGGUGAAUUACUCCAUCUAUCCAGUCAUCUAUUACCCCCUGAAUUGGCUCAGAGACAUUACACUUUACCCAAAUUAGUUGAAGCCGCUCUUUCCACAAGUAAUACUCCAGAGCAACGGGACAUUGCAAGUACCGCUAUUACCUGCCUUAAUCGUAUGCAUGCAGCAAAGAAAAGUCGUAACAUACCUCACAGCCUCUAUCUCAAUCAAUUAAUUUACUUUUGCAAACUAUCAUCAACUUCAUCAUCAUCAUUUUCAUCGUCAACAAUAUCAUCAUCAUUUUCAUCAUCAUUACCACCAGCAUCGUCAUUAUCCUCGCCAACAAGUAAUACAACCUUAUCAUCAUUACCAUACUCUUCAUCAUCAUUACCAUAUUCAUCAUCAUCAAAUUAUUUUCAUCAAUUUAAUAAUAUCUCUACCUCAGUAAAUGCAACAACAACAACACCACCACCGUCACUACCAACUAUAACCUCUCAUAAUAAAAACUCUCACUCCAAGUCAAGUAAAUCUCAUCAAUCGAAUCAAAGUUUAUCCUUUAAAAGUAAAUAUCGUUCAUCAUCAUUCUAUUCGUUAUCUUCUAGUUCUAGUAAUCGUAAAGAGAACGACGAGGCAACUCUGAUGAGUUACAUUCGAGAUAGUCAAGUUCUAAAAAGUGAUCCCAAUAAAUGGGACUGGAAUUUGAUUGGAUGUAUUUUAAAGUCACCAUGUGAAUCAAUGCGAAAACUGGAUGAUAGUAAUUAUCGUAAUUUUGUGAGAAAAUUGUUAACCUACUUUAAACCAAGUAGCUUUUGUUUUUCUAAAUUAAGAGCUGACGAUGAAGAGGGUUACGAGAUAUCAUCGGUUGGAACCAAUUUGAUUGAUUUUCUUCUUGAUUGUGAUGAAUCUCGAGCUGCAGAAUUUAUCAAUGAACUGUUGCUCGAUAUUUCUGAAUCAAUUUCCCAGGUUACUAAAGAGAUGAAUACUACACCUGAUACGGUGUUAAAUUGUACCAAUAUUUUACGAACUUGGUCUCAUGCCUAUUUCUUUUUCAUUGGUCGUUUUACCGUCACUGCCAAAGGAUCAAAAAUUUUAGAUAAACUUGGAAUCUAUUCACAAUUAAAUGAUCUAAUCACUUGUUCCAAUAAUGAUUGUUAUAUGAAAUUAAUUGUUUCCAGUCUUAAUUAUUGCCAUUCAUCGGUGGAUAAUAAUUCAACCCGUUCACUUUUCAUCAAAAUUUUAACUUGUAAGAUGGAAUCGGCUCGUUUAUAUGCAACCAAUUUCAUGAGAGUCCUUUUAAGAGCGGGUUUCAUUGAUUUCCGGAAAUGGGCUCUCGAACUGUUAACUCAACAAUUGUCCGAUGAAAGUCAAGCCGUGGUUUUGGCUGCAAUUGAUAUACUUGACGAAUGCUGUGAUUCAACUGAUAACCUUGAAGCUCUCAUCAAUUUACAGCCCAAUUUACUUCGCGUCGGUGAUCGUGGACUUUUACUUCUAAUCCGUUAUCUUUCCAUUCCCUCUGGAUAUAAAUUUCUUCAUGAUACCAAUUUUCUUAACUAUGAGAUUGACCGAUGGAGAAAAUAUUUUAACCUUAAAUAUGUUCGAAUUGUUGAAGAUUCUCUAAAUGAAGCUCUUUCAUACCACCAGCGAAAUGAACAUGGUUCAUAUGGUCGUCGAAGUGAUAAAAAACUUAACUAUAAGAAAAGUGUUUACCUUCCUGCUCACCUUUACGGUGAAUUGGUUAAACAGGAUGAAGGUUAUAAUUUAAUUGUUCAAGAAAAUUUUCUCCAACCUUUAUUUCAAACGAUUCGUGAGGCCAACAUAUCCACCGAACUUAGUGUACUUCAAUUGAAAGCAGCUCUUUGGGCCAUCGGAACGGUUGGUUCAUCGCCGGCGGGAUUCCAGUUGCUCCUUGAAUCAGAUAUCAUUGAGAACAUUAUUAAGCUAACCUGCGAUUCACCAAUUCUAUCAAUUCGUGGAACGGGUUAUUAUGUUCUUGGCCUUUUUUCAACCACCGAUGCUGGAGCCAAUUGCUUGAAAUCUUAUGGUUGGUCAUCUUUUGUUUCUUAUUCCAUGGAAAGUGUUCGUUACAUGGGAAUCUGUUUACCUAUGGAUUUAAAAUUAAUUUUUCUCAAAAAAGACGAUUCUGAUCAAUCUGCCGAUGAAGAGGAUGAUACGGAGCCCGAUAAACCUUUGUCCAAUUUAAGUCAAUAUCAACAUGUCCGAUAUAAUGAUAAAUAUCAUUCACGUGUUAAACAUAAACAACCGCCAUCAAAUAAUUGCCGCAGGGGAAAUUUAGAUGAGGCUGGAUUUGAAUUUCACAAUUCAACAAGUUGUUUACUUUGUUCACACAAUCAAUUUCUUAAUCAAAGAGUUAAAAUUACCUCUCAUUCUGUUAAAGAAUCUGUUAUCAAUGAAAAUGAUGAUGAUCUGAAUGAUGAAAAGUUUGAUGAUAAACAACAACAAACCACUUUACAGGAACCAUAUUUCCCAAGUUAUGCAUCAUCAAGCCCAGAAACAAAAAACAAAAGUUUACCACAAAAUUCAAAGGUCAAUACAAUUGUCGAAAUGAGGAGAGAGGUGAUUAGAUCUGUAUCCUAUUUAUUAGGAUGGUUUGAGGUAAUCAAACUUGCGGAACAAAAUUUACUAAGUUUGAAGCAAAAACAUCCAACAGCUUUUCAAGAUAUUUGUCUUUACUCAGAGAUUAGUAUUCAAUUGGCAUCAUACAACUUUCGUUUACCUGCUCGUCGUUUCCUUCAAGAAUUAUUCAUGGAUCUCAAUUUUGAUCAGCUUUAUCCCGAUGUAGAAGCGAUUUAUGAGAAAAAUAAACCUUCGUUGAAACAAUGUUACGAUUAUACAUCCUGAGAUUAUGAUGAUUUACAAUUAAGGAGGAGAAUAAUUUAAUCAACAUUUUAUAUAUAUUCCAAUUAACGAAACAAAGUCACAAUUAAAAAAAAAAGAAAAGGAAACCUAAUCAAUCAAGAGGCAAUAUGUACAUUUACCAGAGGAAUUAAAUAUGAUUUUAUCAACAAAGAGGAUGAAAUGGAAAUGGAAGUGAACAGAAAUCAUUUUACUCAAUCUAAUUACAAUUAGAUAAAUUACUGUUAUUGAUUAUCAACAAUUCUUCUGGUUGAUUGGCAGUUUGGAAAGAAUCGUAAAUUGUUAAAACAAAUCAAGAGGAUCUAAAAUUAUUUACGCACAUCCAAUUAAGAUACAAACCAUUGGUGAUCACUAAUUAAAUUACCGCUGAUUAAUAUCAACAAUUAAGGAGAAAGAUACAAUGAAAUUGUUGCAUCCAAUUUAAUUGAAUUAAAAUUUACAAAUCAACACUAUUAAUGUACAAAAGGAAAACAACAAUUUAAUUAGAGACAAAAUCAAUCAGAGUGAUAAUAUAAGUAAAUAUUAUUAUUACAUACAACUAAUUAUGUAAAUUGUAAUCAUCGGAAAAUAAUACACAAUUUGUCGUAUUAAUUAAUUAUGUAAAUUGAUUGUAAUAGAUUAUUUUGUUAACUUAUACGAUUGAAAGAAAUGAUUAAAAUGAUAAAUUACAAAUUCUAA
Molecule: messenger RNA, 5624 nt
Organism: Panonychus citri (citrus red mite)
Lineage: Eukaryota; Metazoa; Arthropoda; Arachnida; Trombidiformes; Tetranychidae
Gene: rictor
Product: rapamycin-insensitive companion of mTOR-like
Exons: 10
Coding region: 753-4931 (1392 amino acids)
Biological process (GO): positive regulation of phosphatidylinositol 3-kinase/protein kinase B signal transduction; TORC2 signaling
Cellular component (GO): TORC2 complex
Molecular function (GO): protein serine/threonine kinase activator activity
Source: RefSeq, a predicted model, not a curated record